CCUCACCAACCGAACCAACCUCACCACACCAAAAUUUGUUAUUGUUGUUCCUGGUAUCACAAUUUUAUUGUUUUAAUGACAUCUCGCCAAAAUUACACGUGUUACCAAUUAAAAGCAGGUCAUAGAAGAAAAUGCGUGACCCAAACUUAUUAUACAACACGAAGGCCGUGUUGAAAUACUUGAUAAACAAUGGAAACGCUGUUCAAACGGUCAAUACAAUUGCGUUGGACUUUUACAAUUACACCCAGGUUCACAUUCCAUUCUUUGAGCUUGGGUACAGCUUCUUGUUGACAUUUCUAAAAAGCAUUCCUGACGUCCUACAUGUCGAUCCGAUAUCGUUUGAAGUUCGUCCACCUGGUACUUUUUAUCGGUCCGUAUUGCCAAAUCCAUCACAAUUUGUGCACCGACCGAUGACAUUACCACUUAUAUUGCCGUGGAUUCAAUCGCAUAGUCAAGACAUUCAUGAAUCCACUUCUACAAUAUCCCAAUUGGGUCCCCGUACUUAUGGGGAUGGACAAUGUAGCUCAUCGGAUUCAAUUGCGACUGACAAUGAGGUAGAAUCUCAUGAACUAUACAAGCAAAAUCAAGGUGUAGCGCCUGCGAUCGUCCCGAAUGAUGAUCCGAAAAAUGACUGUGGCGACGUCGCCAUAAACGACAUCAAAAAUGUUGACGUUCGGUUCGACUGUACACCGUCAGAUGAUGAUUUUACUGAUGUGGACAAGAAUAUCAUCAAAAAUGUUGACAAAGGAGUUGAUCGGUUCAACAGUGCACUGUCAGAUGACGAUUUUACUGAUGUGGACAAGAAUAUCAUCAAAAACAUUGACAACGGAGUUGUUCGAUUCGAGUGCACACCGUCAGAGGAUGAUGCCAUUGGCGGGUUACAUAAAUCACAAUCAACCAGCUCCGUAGAUAUGAUCAGCGUGAAAUUCGAUGACAAUGCUCCGCCUCCCUAUUCAGCAGAAAAACUGUUCGACUAUGACUACGACUACAACUUAUCUUCACCGGAAGAAAAGGUUCCCAUACCUUCAGAGGACGAUGAGGAAGAUGAAGCAAUUCCCUUUAUGUUUGAUGACAAAAUCAACUUGUUGUCCAGCUGCUUCUUCAAUGGUAACUACGGCACUACUUUCAAAACAACAGAUAUUGACGAUAUACUCAAAGUCGGAAACGUCUACGAACUCUAUGUGUCCGAAGUGAAUAGUCCGUACAAGUUUUGGUUCCAGCUUAAUGAGGAGAUACCGAAUCCUGUCGAAGAACUACAAGAGCGUCUUAACGAGUGCUACGCCAUGACCGACUGCAUUCCGGAAUUGAUAAAGCAAGAGCAUAUGCAGAACGGUUAUGCUUGCGCCGCUUUGUACGCUAAGUUUUGGCACCGAGGUGAAAUUAUUGGACAAGUCGAAGAUGGAAAGGUGAGCGUUUUUUUCGUGGACUAUGGUACCGUCGACCAGGUAGCAAUCGGAGGUAUUCGAUAUUUGCUGAACAGUUUUUGCGUUCAGCCAAAACUAUGUCACCGUGGAACGCUGGAUUAUAUUAAACCAAGAAACUUAAGUCAACGCUGGACCGUUGAUGCGACAUCAUUUUUGAUCAGUUUGGUGGAAAAUAAGAAACUGACAGCCGGAAUAACAGAUAUCGACCGCAAGAAUAACUCAGUCCGCAUGUACAUAAUUGACACCGAGGCAAACAUUAACGUCAACUGCUCGUUAGUGUACGAAAUGUUUGCAUAUCCUGAAGAUCCACGGCAACACAUUGCUGACGUUGUACCGUCAUUCGAGGCCUUAGAAACAGGUCAGCAUGCAUCGUUCUCAAAAGUCGUCAAUCUUUUGCAGCACAAUUACGAUUACGAGGAACUUCUGCACAAAUCGGUCGUCGAGGAAUUUGAUUGCCACAUUCCCUCGCAUGUUUCGAAGGAAGAGGCAAACAAGCGGAUGAAGCAAUUUAUGACCAAAAAGGAAGAAGGAAGAAAGAUUGCGAAGGCACGUGACGCCAAACUGUUUUUGGAGAUGUUCAACAAUAUUAUAAGUAAUCCAUUUUUGAAUGGAACUCUCAGAGACAAAAUUGUCGUUAACACAACGAAUCCUUUCUCGGAUUGAAUAUGUAAUAUAAGAUGGUAUGUUGAUUAGAUUAGUAAGUUUGACGAGUGUACCUAUUUCGUAUAAAUAUAACUUUCUUACCAU
Bradysia coprophila is the source of this 2171-nucleotide messenger RNA. RefSeq lists its product as uncharacterized. NCBI's taxonomy places the organism in Eukaryota, Metazoa, Arthropoda, Insecta, Diptera, Sciaridae. The record is from RefSeq and is a predicted model, not a curated record.